Molecule: messenger RNA, 1892 nt
Organism: Leguminivora glycinivorella
Lineage: Eukaryota; Metazoa; Arthropoda; Insecta; Lepidoptera; Tortricidae
Product: glyceraldehyde-3-phosphate dehydrogenase 1-like
Exons: 7
Coding region: 74-1870 (598 amino acids)
Molecular function (GO): NAD binding; oxidoreductase activity, acting on the aldehyde or oxo group of donors, NAD or NADP as acceptor
Source: RefSeq, a predicted model, not a curated record
ACGUCUCUCUAAAGUCUUGAAUGUAAAAAUUCAAAGUUUAUUUUGAUGAAUUUUCGUUUCUUAUCUAUUCGGCAUGGUAAUAAAAGUAGGGAUCAACAGCUUUGGCCGAAUCGGCAGAGUUAUAUUUAGAACUUGCACUGAACACGAGGAUAUAGAAGUUUCAGCAAUCAAUGACCCCGCUAUCGACCUAGAGUAUAUGUGCUAUUUAAUGAAAUUUGAUUCCACGCACGGGAAAUUUCCUGGCACCGUGCUACACGAAGGCGAUGUAAUAAAAGUCAAUGGCCAUUCUAUAAAGGUGUUCCACCACAAAGCGCCCGCAGACAUUCCGUGGCAGGACGCGGGUGUGCAGUAUGUUGUCGAGGCUUCUGGCAUGUUCACUAGCGUGGGAAAGGCUUCGGGUCACUUGACCAGCGUUGGAGUUAGGAGAGUGGUAAUAACGGCUCCUAGUGCGGACGCGCCGAUGCUCAUUCUGGGCGUCAAUGAAAACACCAUACAACCAGAUAUGAAAGUAGUAUCAUGCGCAUCGAGCACCCUAUACUGCCUGGCGCCCAUAAUCAAAGUUCUAGAAGAUGCGUUUGGAGUUGACGAUGGUUUUGUGACCAGCAUACACGCUAUGACGCCGUCGCUUAAGCCACUGGACGGCCUGUGUGUUCGAGGAAAGCACUGGCGCGACCACCGCAGCAUCGUCCAAAACAUCAUACCCGCUGCCACGGGCGCCUGUCGCGCUCUCGGCAAGAUCAUUCCUAACUGCAAGGACAAACUCGCUGGGCUGGCUUUUCGUGUGCCAGUCGUUAACGGAUCCGUGCUGGACAUGACUCUCAGGUUGAAUAAGAACACCACUAUAGCAGAAAUAUCCAAAACUAUAGAAGAUUUAAAUAACUGCUCAUUACGAAACAUCAUACAAGUGUCCAACGAAAAGUCCGUAUCCUCUGACUUUAUGGGAGACAAGCAUUCCUGCAUUUUAGACAUUGAUUCGAGCUUGCAAAUGAAACCUAACUUUUUCAAACUUAUAUGUUGGUACGAGAAUGAGUACUCUUACUCAUGUAGAGUUAUAGACACCGUGCUAUUCUUAGAAAGACAGUUCCAAACGCAUAUCUUUACACCCACUAGGCUCAUGUACAAGAGGCCUUUAUCUGGAAACCUUCACAAUAUAGAAAAGAGCCAAGGAGAUGUAGGAAGACCAUAUGUUUCAUUCUGUUUUCCUGGACUACAACACAACCGCCCCACCUUUAAACCCAGUUUACAAAACCUGGAAAUAAGAGCCACUACUGCACAGAAUGCUAUACAGGAACUUGCUUAUUCAUCUAUUCGACGAAACAAGGAAUCCAUUAAAUCCUAUAUCGAACGACUUACGAAAUGUAAAUGCAAUGAAAAGACUGUACCGAGAAAAUAUACAAAGGAAGAUAAUGAGCACAAAGCAGAAAAUUGUUUUAAAAAAGUUGAAAAAGAGGUUUCUGAAAUGUUAAUCAUGGCUGAAGAUAUGUUAAAUAAAUCGUGUAGUAGAAAACUACAGUCUUCAAAGAAAUGCACAAAAUUAAGUGAAGAAGAAUCUAAAAACCGAGACACAAUGAGAAAAAAUAUUAUAGCAAAAAUUUCAGAUACUCUUGAAAAGAUUAGAGAGGUGAAAAUGUGUACUCUAAACACCAGUACUGCAGGGGAUCAAAAGACUGAUGCACGCAAUCACGAGUAUGAAGACAAAGCAAGCCUGCCUUCUUUGUCUACACGUGAAGCCGGUUCACUCAACAUCAAAAACUCUCUACUUAAAGUGCCCAAGCCUAAUUCGCCCAUCAAAACUGUUAAUUCUAGGACUUCAUUGAAUACAUUGAUGAACCAAACAUUCCCAGAUUACCAGGGGAAAAUAAUAAUGUAAAUUUUCCCUUAAUAAAUACUAA